Diuraphis noxia (Russian wheat aphid) is the source of this 379-nucleotide messenger RNA. Its product is annotated as noggin-like. The record is from RefSeq and is a predicted model, not a curated record. NCBI's taxonomy places the organism in Eukaryota, Metazoa, Arthropoda, Insecta, Hemiptera, Aphididae. Gene Ontology annotation, biological process: negative regulation of BMP signaling pathway; osteoblast differentiation; negative regulation of cell differentiation.
GCAGACCGUCGAAACGCGUCGGGCGCGGCUGGCGUCAAGUCACUGGAGACGACCGGACCGGACAACCUACAGCUUCCGGAACAACUUCCGGCCCAGUACCAAGAGAUGAUGCGCACGUGGUUGGUGCACCGAAGCUCGUGUCCAGUUGAAUACGCGUGGGUAGACUUGGGCAAAUCGUUUUGGCCCAGGUGGAUAAAAAAUGGCCGGUGCGGUCGAUCGGAAAUGAUGAGCUGCAGUUGGCCUCCGGGCAUGUCGUGCAUGCCUUCUUCAAUCAGAGUACUCAACCUGUUGCGAUGGCAUUGUUGGUCAGUCGAUUAAUACUAUAUACAUAUGGGUUAGGUAUUAGAUUGAGUUUGACAUGAAAGGAAAAAUAAUCUGA